Messenger RNA from Hemibagrus wyckioides, 1804 nucleotides. RefSeq names its product isoamyl acetate hydrolyzing esterase 1 (putative) (gene iah1). The transcript has 6 exons. Gene Ontology annotation, molecular function: hydrolase activity, acting on ester bonds. Bases 93 to 818 code for a protein of 241 amino acids. Lineage: Eukaryota; Metazoa; Chordata; Actinopteri; Siluriformes; Bagridae. The record is from RefSeq and is a predicted model, not a curated record.
CGCAGGUGAGAAAGUCCUGCCCUGAACCACCGGCGGCUUGAAACAGGGAAGAAGACUUUAAAAAACAUACCCAAGUACUUUCAUUUAGUACAAUGUCGAAAAUAAAGAGUAUUGUCUGGCCUCAGGUAGUUCUGUUUGGAGACUCCAUCACACAGUUUGCUUUCCAAGCGAAAGGAUGGGGCUCUGAUAUCGCCAACAGGCUCGCGAGAAAGUGUGACGUGGUGAACAGAGGUUUAUCUGGAUAUAACACUCGAUGGGCUAAGCUGGUUCUUCCCCGGAUCAUCCCGGAUCAUGGUGCUUCUCAUCCUUCCAUCGCAGCAGUGACCGUGUUCUUCGGCGCCAAUGACGCAGCCCUGGAAGAUAAGGACCCACAGCAGCAUGUUCCCUGUGAGGAAUACUCGGAGAAUCUGAAGGACAUAGUGAAAUAUCUGGCCUCAGCUGGCGUGCCUAAGGACAAAGUCAUAUUCAUCACUCCUCCACCAAUUCAAGAGAAGCUCUGGGAAAAAGAGUGCAUAUUAAAAGGAUUCUCCCUGAACCGUCUGAACUCUGUGGCUGGUCAGUAUGCUCAGGUUUGUGUCCAGACGGCAGGACAGUGUGGUGUGGAUGUGAUCAACCUCUGGUCUCUCAUGCAAAAAGAUGGAGAGGACUUCUCAGUGUACCUGUCAGACGGCUUGCAUCUCUCCGAGAAGGGCAACCAGUUUGUAGCCGAGCACGUGUGGAGAUUAUUGGAGAGCAAAGUAGCUGAUUUGCCCUUCAUCCUGCCGUACUGGGCUGAUGUAGACUGCAAGAACCCUGAGAACAGCCUGCUGUGUGAUUAGAGUCAGAAACCACCGAAUCUCUGAUCUGAUCUGACUGGUUUUACUGUAAAUGGUUCCAUCUUUUAGGUCUUUUUCAGUCUGAUUUGCACUUGUAUUUAAGGGAGGGAUGAGAUAUAAGAACCGGGUGCUCAAGCAAGUGUGUUCACGUCAUGCUGGAAUUACAAGCCGGCGGUUCAGAGGUUCUGCUGUUAGCUUUUUAAAUCUCCCUGGACUCAUUUUGAAUAGUUUCUAAAGCUAACACAAACUCACACUAUUAUUUGUCAAUAAAUAAUAGAAAUGUAUAGAGUUCACUAUUGCUUUUAUAUUCCUAUUAAUGACCCAAUGACUGUAAUUCCAGCAUGAAUCUAUGUGAAUAUACAAUAAUGUGUAAAUAGCAAUAUUAGAUAAUUGAGGCAUUAUUCGGAACACAGAACACGUAAAUGCAGGAAAUGCUCUAAACCUGAGACUUGAAGUCAGUGUUUAAUCUGUAAUGACAGGUUUUCUUCAUAUUCUCAAUUAUUCAUUUCUCGUUGCACUGAUACACAGUGAUUGAUGUGAUUUUGAUUAAACAGGUUUCUAUCCAGUGUGUUUGCAGUCACGUUCAGUACAAGGGUGUAGUGGUCGAGUUUAUUAUUGUGUAAGUAAAUACAAUGUAGGUAUAUAAAGAUAUAUACAUCUAGAAGUGAACAUUUAAACACCACGGAAAGUAUUCCAUGGGUUUAUGGCACAGUAAAUUUAUAUUUCAUGGCCUAUCACUAAGCCAUAAUUGAUAACACUUAAGUAACAAUUAGAGUGGUAUUGAGUGUAGCAUUUCAUACAUAACAAAAUGGAUAUAAAAUACAUCAAGAGAAAGGCAAAAUCUAGAGAUGAUAACCGAAAAAUGCACAGCACAGCAAACAUGUUCCAAAAGUCAGUGUCAAGAGUAAAAUGACAUUCACAUCCAUAGUGCUUUAAUCAUAAAGCCAUAAUGUUAUCUGUUCUCUGAAUCAUUAUGGACCACACACACA